AUGACAGAUUUAUUAUCUUGUCAAUCGAACGCCUUCUACUUGUCUUGUUUGAAUAAUGAUUUGAAAAAUGUUCGUAAGACUAUUAAGCCUUCUUUCAUCAAUCAAAUCGAUCCUAAUGGGGACACAGCUCUUCAUAUUGCAUGCUCUAGAGGUUACAUUGAACUCGUGCAACUAUUAUUGCGAUAUCAUGCUUCUCAAACAAUUCAAAAUAAAGAAGGAUUAACUGCUGAGCAAGCAGCAGUAAACGAUGAAAUCAAAGAUCUUUUCAAAUACAAGGAGAGAUCGAAAUCAGAUUCAAAACAUUUUGUAGCUACAACAACUGAAGUUGAAUGGUUUGAUUCUUACAAGAAUGCUUAUAGAAUUUCUUAUGAAAAUCGUGAACAUAUGAAGCAAUGGUUUCUGAAGGUUCCAUUAAAAAAACUACUUGAUGAAAUUGAUAUUGGCUACAUAGAGAAAAUUAAAUUUUCUAGUGAAAAAUGCAAAGACGAAAUAAAAGAUUAUUUACAACUUACUAUUGAAUGGGAGCAACCUGCAGGAUUAAUUGCUGCUUAUACUAGUGGUGGAACUGGCUUUUGUACUGUCUUAAAUUAUGAUUUAGCCGAAGUUGGUUCAAACUUUCGUUUUAUUAGCACUCAAAAUCUAUUUAAUUCGGGUUAUUUGGAUAAUGAAGCUCCAAAGAGUCUUGGUGGACAUAUAUUUGCUGCUAUUCUUAUCAAUCACUCCUUUUUCAAGCCUUACUAUCGCACUAAUAUCACCACUUACCGUGGAAUGAGUAUUUCACAAGACGAUCUUAUAGAAUAUAAAAUAAACGAUAUCGUUAUGACUCGCACAUUUCUUUCCACAUCGUAUGAUGAAAAUAUGGCUAAACGUUUCAUUCCAAUCAACGACAACAAAAAACAACCAGUCCUGUGUAUCUAUAAAGUAAAAAAUCCUCAAACUAGUCUUUAUAUUGAAGAGCUGAGUAUUUUUUCAGAGGGAAAAGAAGUAUUAAUUAUUCCAUUCACAGUUUUUCGAAUAAAAGAAAUAGAAGAUGUUGACAUGCUUAUUGAUGGAAAAAGCUGUUCUAUUAAAGUACUAAAACUUGCAGAAUGUGAUUCAAAUUUGUUGUAA
This is a messenger RNA of Rotaria sp. Silwood1, 1110 nucleotides long. The record is from the annotation of a GenBank genome assembly. Lineage: Eukaryota; Metazoa; Rotifera; Eurotatoria; Philodinida; Philodinidae.